AUGGCAUUUUCAGAUUUGAAGCAGGGUCUAGGUGAACCCAUGCUUACACAUAAGCCAAGGCUGGAUCUCUUAAACAUUGGAGAAGCUAAGAUAUUGGUGGAAAUAGAGCUUGAUGAGAUUUUUUCCAAACAGAUUGUUUUGGACGACAAGCUUGGUAACAUAUUUUUAGUUGAUGUGAUAUACUCUUGGAUUCCAUCAACUUGUGAAAGAUGUACAUCAUCUACUCACACUUCUUUACCAGUUAUGGACGAUGUUCCAUCAGAAAUUAUCAUAAAUGAGGGUACAAUACUCUCAGAACAUGAUCCUUUAGAAAUGACCCCUCUUCCAGCAGAGUCAAUCCAAAAAGAAAUAAGAAAUCCUAUUUCUUAG
Molecule: messenger RNA, 369 nt
Organism: Eruca vesicaria subsp. sativa (arugula)
Lineage: Eukaryota; Viridiplantae; Streptophyta; Magnoliopsida; Brassicales; Brassicaceae
Source: the annotation of a GenBank genome assembly